Molecule: messenger RNA, 1446 nt
Organism: Aspergillus mulundensis
Lineage: Eukaryota; Fungi; Ascomycota; Eurotiomycetes; Eurotiales; Aspergillaceae
Product: caspase family protein
Exons: 7
Coding region: 1-1446 (481 amino acids)
Biological process (GO): proteolysis
Molecular function (GO): cysteine-type endopeptidase activity
Source: RefSeq, a predicted model, not a curated record
AUGUACUACCACCACCCGCCACCCCCUGGCCCUCCCCCGCCUCCUCGCCCGUCGAGUUGGAACGGCCAGCACUGGGGGCCUCCGCCGCAAUCAUACAGUCCCCAAUAUGCACCCCCCGCAUACCCCCCGCCAAACCACCACUACUCUCAAUCUCAGCCGCAAUAUCAGUACCCCCCACCAACAUCAAGCUACUCGCCAACGCCCUACUCGCCCCGAGACCCCCGAUACAGCUCCCCAGCCCACUCCCCCUACGGCACCCCGCCGCUCCCUCCCCGCCCACCAUCCGAGUCCUCCAGUUUCCGCUCAUACCCAGCCUCCCCAUCCCCCUGGGGCCCGGGCGCAAACAACAACCCGCCUCGCCCCCCAAGCGGCACGCAGCCCUUCGGGCACGGCGCGCCGUCGUCCUACCGCUUCCAGUACAGCGCCUGCACAGGGCGCCGGCGCGCGCUCCUCAUCGGGAUCAACUACUUCGGGCAGCCGAACCAGCUGCAGGGGUGCAUCAACGACGUGACGAACGUGAGCACGUUCCUGGCGGAGCGGCACGGGUAUCGACGCGAGGACAUGGUGAUUCUCACGGACGACCAGAAGAAUCCGAAGAGUGUGCCGACGAAGGCGAACAUCUUGCGCGCGAUGCAGUGGCUUGUUAGCGGGGCGGUGGCGAAUGAUAGUUUGUUUAUUCAUUUCUCGGGGCAUGGCGGGCGCACGCCGGAUCUGGAUGGGGAUGAGGAUGAUGGUGAGUUGGGCUCUCUGCUAUUCUGCUGGGUUUCAUAUGGUGUUGACGGUGCAGGCUUCGACGAUGUCAUAUACCCCGUGGACUACCGGGUCGCCGGGCAUAUUGUUGACGACGAGAUGCACGAUAUCAUGAUCCGACCACUCCAACCGGGUGUACGCCUCACAGCCAUCUUCGACUCCUGCCACUCCGGCACAGCGCUUGACCUUCCCUACGUCUACUCAACCCAGGGCAUCCUGAAAGAACCCAAUCUUGCCAAAGAAGCCGCAUCCGACCUAUUUUCCGCAAUAACCUCCUACGGCCGCGGCGACCUCAGCGGCGUCGCGCAAACAGCGAUCGGGUUCUUCAAAAAGGCCGCGAUAGGCGAUUCCGCACGGCGCCGGACAGUGCGCACGAAGACAUCGCCAGCGGAUGUGGUGAUGUUUUCGGGGUCAAAGGAUACGCAGACUUCAGCCGACACGUUCCAGGACGGCGAAGCGCGCGGGGCCCUAAGCUGGGCGUUCAUCAAGGUGCUGCAGCGGUACCCGCAGCUGAGCUAUGUGCAGCUGCUGAAUCUGAUCCGGGCGGAGCUGGAGGGCAAGUAUACGCAGAAGCCGCAGCUGAGUUGUAGUCAUCCGUUAGGUGGGUUUCUCUUGUUGCUUUUUGGCACGAUGAGGCUGGAGCGGUCGACUAACGGGUCUGGUCCCAUAGAUACCAAUUUGUUGUUCGUGAUGUGA